AUGUCAAGCGCUGAUUGAACUAUGAACUGCCCGCUCCAUUGGUAUGGCAGCGGAGACUCUUUAGUAUUCUUACUCCCUCUUUUCAAAAGGGUUAUAACAUUUAAUUUUCAGGUUUAAAAAUCCUAUUUGUAAUUAAUUUAAAAGAAAUGUCUAAUUUAAAUUAAUAAAAUUUUAUGCAUUUAAUAGAUUUCAUUAUAAUAAUCAUUUAUUACAUAUUAAAUAUUUUAUACUUACUCCCCCCCCUCCGUGAGUGAACAAAACCAUUAGAAAAAUCGCUAUUUUUUGCCCAAAAAAACCCACCCUCCGUGAGUGAACAAAAAUUUUUUAUGGAAAAAAAUUUUGAUAUAUAAAUGAUAAUUAGUAUAAUUAAAUCUAGAGCUAAUUCUGUUUAAUUUUAAACGAAUUGCUUUUAAAAAACAAAAUUUUGCAAAUUGAAUUAAUAUUUGCUUUCCAAUUUUUGUGAAUUAGGAUUUUUUUAAAUUUCGAAAAAAAAAUAUUUUUUAUAAAAUUUAUAUAUAAAUUUUUUUUAAAAAAAAAAAAAUUAAACCCCCCUCCGUAAGUGAACAAAAUUUUUUUUGUUCACUCACGGAGGGGGGGGGAGUUAAUACAUUUUUUACCUCGCUGUUCAAUUUCCCAAAAAUAUGAAUUUUCCAAUUUCUUAAUAGGGUUAGGACUUGUAAGCCUUACUUAGAUUGGUCUCACAUUGAUGGAAUACGGCCUUUCAAGGAAAGGAUUUGGAAAUCAUCUCAUGUUCAAAAAUUGGGUCCAAUUUUCUGUAGGUAUUGUGGCAUGGUGGCUUAUUGGCUAUGCCUUUUCCUUUGGUAAUGCUGGAAAUCACAGCAACUUUAUUGGUGAGAAGUAUUUUGGAGGCGAAGAUUGGCUUCUCGACAGGAUUAGUAACCAUGGCGCCUGUGCUUCCUAUUUCGCUUUGAUAGGCUUCUUUGUGAUAUUUAUUAUCAAUGGAGCUAUCAUGGAAAGAGCGCACUACUGGGUCUACCCAUUCCUAGCUUGGUGGGUUAUGGUUUGGAUUUGGCCAGUAGUUGUAGCCUGGGGAUGGGGCUGGGGCUGGCUUAUGGGAGAAGUUGGAGAUGAAAACAACCUAUACCUCAUAAAAUUAUAUAUUAAAUAAUAUAAAAAAUAGUUAAAAUCCGCCUAAUUAAUAAAAUUGUAUAUAAUUGACUACGGUGGAGCAAUCACCAUCUAUAUUUUCGCUGGUACUUUCGCCCUUGUAGGCGCUAUUAUCAUUGGAAAAAGAGUUGGGAGAUUUGACCAAGAGCACGUCCAAAGCGGGUUUGAAAUGACUCACUACCCAAUUUAUGUCAUUGGAGCUUUACUGACUAUUUUGGGCGUCUGGUCCAUUAACAUUGCUCAAACCGAAACUUACUUACUUAAUUAUCUAUAGCGUUUAACGUCCACUACGGGGUAGCCAUUUCCAGAGCUGCCACCAUAUUUAUUCUAGUCGAGCCUAUGGAACUCUAAAUCGAUCCACUUUGUUACAUCAGGAGAGGGGACAAAUACAGCGUUCCGGCUUCGACGGGCUGCGUUGCCUCUUUCUUCCUUGACUCAGCUCUUGGGCGUGUUCCGCCUAAGGGUCACCUUCCUCGGGUGUGCUGAGAGGUAAAACUUCGAGCCUCUUGAUGUACUUGGAGCAGUGCCUCGGCUUAUCUGCCAGAGUUAAACUGCUAUUGCUGUACAGAAGUUCUCAGAAGAAAACCUACCAAUAAAUAAAAUUGCUUGAGGGGAGAGAAAAUUAGCGGAGCUAAUUUCACUCGAACCGAAUGCCAUUUUAUUUAUGCUCAAACCGAAACAGCUAAUGCUUUUGGCAUUGCAGAAGUAAAUACUUGGAUUUGUGGAGGCGCCUCUUCAAUUGUUGCUCUUAAACUUCUUACUUUGGGACAUAGAGACUUGAGAAUCCAUUACAUUUCUGUAUUCCAAGGAUUCAUUGCUGGGCAAGUACUUAUUUCUUCUUCUGCUUUUGAUACCACUCCUUGGCAAUCAGGAAUUUGUGGACUCAUGGCUGGAAUUGCCUUCUUCUUAACCCGUUUAGGUUGAGCAAAUUAUUUUUAAAGGUCUUUUUCAGAAAUUUGAUAAUUUUUUAAUUAAAUUUCUUAUUAGAAUGCCAAUAUCAUACAAAAUUAGCUUAAAAUUGUCAUUAACAUAGAAAAACUCCUUCUCCAAUAAUACUUUGUAUUGUAAUCGUAAGGGUGAUUUAGGUGUUAAGUGUUGUGAAAUGUUCAAAAUUGAUGAUCCUAUGAAUAUCACUGGAACAUUCUUCUUCCCAGGCCUUAUUGGAGGAUUUUUACCUGGAUUUAUAACUGAUUCAUAUGGAGUCUUCUGGGAAGGAACUGAAGGGCAUACCCUCUCAACUCAAGUUGUUGGUGUUUGUGUAAUUUUUGGAUGGUCAGCUUUCUGGGCUAUUAUUACUUUUGGAAUUCUAAAGUUCCUUAAAAAGCACAGACUCUCAGACGAGAUACAAAAGGCAUCAUUACUCCAGAAUGGAUAUUUUGAAAAAAAAAUGCAAAAAAUAAAUAUUAAAAAAUAUUUUUAAAAAAUCUAAAAAAAAAAGUUAGAAAACUGUGAUAUUGCACAAGAAGGAUUCGUCUUAGGAGGAGGACAAAGAAUCGAAGCAGAAAUGGUAAAAGCAUCAUAA
Messenger RNA from Blepharisma stoltei, 2650 nucleotides. Lineage: Eukaryota; Ciliophora; Heterotrichea; Heterotrichida; Blepharismidae. The record is from the annotation of a GenBank genome assembly.